AUGGGAGCACCAGUGCUCCUUUUAGCCCUGACCCUAUUCCCAGUUGCAGCUGCAGCAAGCCUGGAACCAGAUCCUGAAUAUAACCGUAUUGCUGAGUGGCUGAAUGUAAAGUCAAGACAUGGCAUUGUGGAUCCGUCCUUCCCCCUGGCCUCUGAAGCACCCCUUGGGGAGUAUACCAUCUCAGUGCAACAAGACAUGGCUCAAAAAACCUUCAGUGUUGAUGAAUAUGUGCUGAAAAAGUUCGAAAUAAAGAUUGAGCACUCUCCAUUUAUCACUACAGCAGUUGAGGAAUUUCAGCUUAAGGUCUGUGGCAAGUAUACCUAUGGGAAGUCCGUUCAAGGGAAAAUAGAUACUACUUUUACCACAUUAUCCCAGUUCUUGGAAGGGGAUUUAUCAAGUUCUACUGAGAUGAGGAAACAAAACAGCUGGACAAACAAGAACGGCUGCACUACUUUUAUGGUGAAGACAGAGACUCUGGAAUUAAAUGAAACUGACAGCUACAUAUUGUGGUUGAUAGGAGAAAUGGUGGAAGAUGGAACAGGAGCAGAGACUAUGGAAAUGGCUGGAAUUCCUACUGCAAUGAGAAUGAAGUCUACAGAGUUUAUCAACCUCCAUUCGUUCUACAAAUGUGGACUACCAUACACGGGGAAGAUGUUCUGCCACAGUGACGAGUCUCCCUUCAGAAAUGAAAUGGUCUACCUAACAGUUGACAUCAAUGAUGAGGAGACACACCUGUCAUUCCUCACAGAUGAGAAUGGGGAAGUCCACUUCUCACUGCAUACCACCAGCUGGAACAACAUGCUGUUGAUGAAGGUGGCACUGGACUUCUCACACAAGGAAGAAGUUCUGACUGGGAAGACGACAAGUCUGGACCUCGAGGCUGCUCCAGGGACCUCGUGCUCUGUCCAAGCUGUUGACAAGAGUGUCCUCCUGAAGGAGAACAAUAUCCUAACAGCAAAUGCACUGUAUGAGAAGGUCUUUGAUGACAGCUUUACAAUUGGAGGAUGAAGGUUCCCUUAUCACUUGGAAGACUUUGAGGUACCUUGUCUGCCCCAGCAGUCCAGUCUCCACAAAAAGACUCGGAUGGGAGCACCAUGGUACCAAAGUGAUGCUGAUGUUUUCAGUCUGUUUAAGAAAUUGUGCGUGAAAAUAUUAACCAAUACUAGAAUCAAGAAACCAGUUUUCUGUAUGCGACCAGGCUUUAAGAAAAAGAUGUAUCCUGGAAAAGGCAAUGUUGUUGAAAAUCAUGUUGGCCAUAAUGAUUCUGCACCUCGCUCUGAUAACAUGAGGAAGCCAAAACCACGGACACUUUUCCCAGAGACCUGGAUUUGGGAUUUGGUCUCCUUCAGGGAUGAUGGGCAAGCAUCUGUCCAAGAUGCUGUACCUGACACCAUCACAGAACGGAACGCCAACACCUUCUGCGUUGCCGAUACUGGCUUUGGGUUCUCUUCUCUGACCGCUCUUAGGGUCUUCCAGUCUUUCUUUGUAGAUCUGUCACUGCCGUACUCUGUGAUCCAAGGAGAGACUUUCAGCCUAAAAGCCACUGUCUUCAACUACCUCAAGGACUGUACUCAGGUGCGCACCACUCUCACAGAGAUCCCAGAACUAAAGGUGGAUGCCUGUCCAGACUGCUGGUUCACCAGCUGCCUCUGUGCCAACGAAGCAAAAACCUUUAAGUGGAACGUGACAGCCACCAGGCUGGGCAAAGUGAAUGUCACUGUGAGCAGCAUGGCAGAAGAUUCACAUGAUCAGUGUGAUAACAGGAUUGCUGUGACACCUUUGCAAGGGGGGAGAGACACAGUGAUAAAACCUCUGCUUGUGAAGGUUAGAGGUGUCCUACAAGAGAGGACCCGAAAUGCCUUUCUCUGUGCUGCAGAUAACACCAUCUUUAAAGAGUUCUCCCUGACACUGCCUGCAGAAGUGCUGGAGGGAUCUGGCCGAGCCACUUUCUCUGUGAUUGGGGACAUCAUGGGCCCAGCACUUCAAAAUUUAGACCACCUGCUAGAGAUGCCCUUUGGCUGUGGUGAACAGAACAUGGUUCAGUUUGCACCAAACAUCUUCAUUCUCCAGCACUUGAAUAAGACUAAACAACUGGACCCAGAAAUUGAAGAUAAAGCACUGACAUUCCUGAGAACAGGUUACCAGCAUCAGCUACUCUACAAACAUGAUGAUGGCUUCUACAGCACCUUUGGAAAAGCUGUCAACCAGGGCAACACAUGGCUGACAGCUUUUGUAGCCAGGUCCUUUGGACAAGCCAGCUCUCACAUUUACAUCAAUAAGGAUCAUGUGCACAACACUCUGCUCCGGCUGCAGAAGCACCAGCUGUCCAGUGACUGCUUCUAGAGUGUGGGGAAGCUCUUCAACAAUGACUUGAAGGGUGGUGUGGAUGAUACAAUCUCAUUAACAGCCUAUGUCACUGCUGCACUGGUGGAGCUCCAUCUGGAGAAGAAUGACACCAUGCUGGAUAAUGCCUUACAUUGCCUCAAGAAUGUAACACUUGAUAAGGCAAGCCUUUAUGUCAAGGCCUUGAUGGCUUAUGUCUUCACACUGAGCAAGGGCAUGGAGAUGAGAGAGCAGCUCCUGGAUAUGCUAGAGAAGGAAACUGCAGAGCUCCUGACAUCACAUUCCAGUAGUGAAGAGUCGUCUUCUUCUAUGAUUGAGACAGUAGCCUACAUCCUCCUGGCUCAUGUCUCCAAACCAGACGUGGCACUCAAUGAAGCCUCAGUGAGCAAGCUUGUGCACUGGCUCAGUGGACAAAGAAAUGCCUUUGGUGGGUUUGCUUCCACACAGGACACAGUUGUUAGCCUGCAGGCCCUCACUCAGUAUGCAGCCCUGAUUCCUCAGGAGAUCAGAGAUGUAAAGGUGACAGUGAAAGGCAAGGAGGAUUCUCCAUUGGAGUUCCAUGUGCACAGGAACAACAAGUUGGUCCUGCAUCAGGCAUCUCUCCUUGCUGUCCCAGGGAUGUACACAGUGCAGGCAACUGGCAGUGGCUGCAUUUAUGUACAGACUACUUUGUACUAUAACACCCCACCACCAAAACCAGAAAAGGUCUUUGUCCUGGAUGUGGAAACAGUACCAAGAGAAUGUGAUGGUGUCAGGAAACAGGUUGAUGUCCAUGUAUCUGUCAGUUACGUAGGGGACCGUGAGACCAGUAACAUGGCCCUGGUGGAGGUGGAGAUGCUGUCAGGGUUCAUUCCUGUGAAGAGCUCUGUGGAAGCGCUGGAGAAGAUACCCCUGGCCAAAAAGACAGAGAUAAAACCAGACAAAGUCACGGUCUACUUGGAAGAACUGGGUGAGACUUCUCUGAAGCUUAACAUCUCAGUGAAACAAGAUGUUGAAGUGCAGAACCUGAAAGUGGCAACAGUGCAUGUCUACGACUACUAUAAGCCAGAUGACCGCACAGCAAGAGAAUAUGUUUUCCCUUGCAGUUCAGAUGUCUCGAAGAAGGGUUCCUACUAA
This is a messenger RNA of Aptenodytes forsteri (emperor penguin), 3459 nucleotides long. Its product is annotated as alpha-2-macroglobulin-like protein 1. The record is from RefSeq and is a predicted model, not a curated record. Lineage: Eukaryota; Metazoa; Chordata; Aves; Sphenisciformes; Spheniscidae. Gene Ontology annotation, cellular component: extracellular region. Gene Ontology annotation, molecular function: endopeptidase inhibitor activity.